AUGACAAACGAAUCAUCUGAAAAAGAAUUAGAUAAAAUAUCCACUGAUCAGUAUGGUAGAAAGAAAUGGAAUGUGGACUUAUAUGAAAAAGAGGCUAAGGAUAGAACGAAUCAGUCAACUGAACCCUCUAAUGCAACAACAACUAACCAGAUUAAUGAUCAUUCAUCCUCAUUGGAAUAUAUAGAACAUCGAAACAAACUAUUAAAUGAUCUGAUAAAUGCAGUCAAGCAAUAUAGCUUGAUAAAUCCACAAACCUCCACAUCAACGAUAACGUUUGGCAAGAAUAAAAGAUUUGGGUUUUUCUGUCCCAUAUGUGAUGUUUCAUUCAGAGACAAUUUAUUAUUGAUUGAUCAUUUAAACUCACCUCAACAUGUAAGCAAAGCUAGACAGAUGAAUACAGAUGCUGAAAAUAGUACUGAGGAAGUCUUCUUAGAGAAUGGCAUUCGAAGGGCAUCAUUGAAGGAAGUGAUACUGACAAUGGAGAAACUCGUAGCCAAAAGCAUAAGUGAAAAGGGUAAUUCUGAAGACGGAGCAACAGGACUAACGUUCAAGCAACGUGUAGAGAAAAGAAGAGAGUAUGAAAAUAGAAAGAGAAGUAAAAGGGCGGAACGGAAACAGGUUCAAAGGCAACGUAAGAAACACAAGAAAAGUGACGAUACAGAGACUAAUGCUAAAAUCAACGAUCUUAUGGGAUUUAAUAGUUUUGGAUCAACGAAACUUACCUGA
This is a messenger RNA of Candida dubliniensis CD36, 726 nucleotides long. Its product is annotated as U4/U6-U5 snRNP complex subunit. Gene Ontology annotation, biological process: mRNA splicing, via spliceosome. Lineage: Eukaryota; Fungi; Ascomycota; Pichiomycetes; Serinales; Debaryomycetaceae. Gene Ontology annotation, cellular component: spliceosomal complex; U4/U6 x U5 tri-snRNP complex. The record is from RefSeq and is a predicted model, not a curated record. The coding region runs from base 1 to 726 and encodes 241 amino acids. The transcript has a single exon.